CUGUUCGACAGAAGAUUAUUUUUUAUAGAAAUAUCUUUGCUUUUUAUAUGCAAAUAUUCUGAUGAAUGAUUUGCUUUUUUGAGUUGGUACGAUUGGAAACCAACUUCAGUAUGAUUUUCGGUCGUCUACAUUACUCGCUCGGAUGAGCCACAAGUAGGAUUAUCCUUCGGUGUAGAUAGGGCAUCAAUGAUUACACGACUGUUUUGAUUUCUAUCAACAUCCUGUAGAUCAGAACAGUUUGAUAUAGUGUAGUAUAGUGAGUGUAACCAGUACGAGCGAGUAGUGUUGUGAAUUACCGGUUUCUUGUUUUUAUAUAAUAAAUACAAAUACGAAAAUUUGUAAACAAUGGCUACUUCUACUGAUGUUGCUACGAUAAGAGCACAGAGAUAUUUAAACGAACCGAUCGUAGAAAGAUGCAGACAUCUAGCUAUAUUGAUAAACGAAUCAAGCACAACAGAACUGCAGCUUGUUUUUCCUCUACUGAUAGACUCGUUAUUCGGAAUAGUAGAUAAUAUUGGAUGGUGUCUGCACAAUAUUACAAAACAGAAUCCAUUGGAAUUUGAAACAUUGUGCCAUUUCCUUAGCCCACAAGGAGCAAUGUUCUCUUUGUGCUACAAAUUACUUCCAGACUGUUACUUGAAAUACAACUUUCCAGUGUCAUAUCUUCCUUCAAAAAUACGUUCCAUGUUGGAGGAAGCAGUAAUAUCACCAUUUUAUCUGGAUAAAAUUAAAGAUGAUCAAGGAAUACGUGUUCCUUCAGCCUUAUCUAUGAAUCCCUUCGAGUACUAUAUUUUUCAUUUUGCGUAUCAUCUGACCAAUCCUUGGUUGCAACAGCAGGAGAAUAUAUGGGCAAAAUAUGAUACAGUUUAUUUUGAAUUAGCAAACUGUUAUUUGAAUCAUUUUCUUCCCAGAGAUAAUUCUACAGUUCUGCCAAUGAUUGGACCGUACAUAAAAAAAACUCCACCAAGAAAAUUAACGCAAUCACCUGAAUUUAGAAGAGAUUGUCAUAGAUUGCAAACUCCGAGACUUCUGAGAACGUCCAUAUUAUCACCAGGAUCAUCAAGUCCUGGAUCGAGCGUUCCGCAACAGCAGUGCUUACCACAAGUGUGGAGAAGCGAGACUGUAGUACAGGUUUUUCUUGAUUUUUGGUUGGAAUAUACGGAAAGCCAGCAAUUGACUCAAUUAAGUACAUCUUAUCUGACUUCCAUACCGCGGCGAGAUAGCAUACAUUCCGGGGAACAUAUACGUCUUGUAAGACAAUUUAUAAAAACGUUACAUGAAUUUACAAAUAGUGCUACAGGCGACAAGAGCGCGAUGGAUGAAUUAAAAAGAAUAAUUCUUCCUUCGGUUCAGGGAAAAAUAUAUACUUUUCUACGAAAAGCAAUAUAUCACUGGCCAUUAGAUGGCUCAUUUAGAUUAGUAUUGGAGGCUUGGUUGAGUUUUAUUCAACCAUGGAGAUAUACUCCGGGAAUAAUGUACACUAACGAAGGUAAAAUAGAAGAAGAAGAAAGAGGCAAAAUCUACGACACCAACAGAUGGAUUUCUUUUGUCGCUAAUAAUCUGUUAGCGUACACGGCUGUAUUUCAACAACUGCUUCCACGUUUCAUGAGGACUGAUCUAGUAGCGCCUAAGAAUGCGACAAUGUUAUACAGAGUUACAAAAGUAUUUUCGCAACUGCAUUUAGCAAGAAUGAUAUGCGAAGUGGAGAGCUGUAUAGACGAUGUAGGUUUAAGCAAAGGUCGACUAACUACCAAUCAGUGGACAUCGGUUGUUCGACAACAGAUUCUCGAAUUAGAAGGACCGACUUAUCAAUAUGUACCUAUGUUUUCUCCAGCCAUCACUUCACAGGUCGUAUGGUUUUUGAGCACUAUUAAACAGGCGCAUUUGACGGCGACGAGUUUGGUCGAAGCUCUAGAAAACAGAAGAAAGGGAAAGCGCUUUCUAUUAUCACUAUGGGAAUAUUUUAAUAGCGAGAGCUCUUCGGAUGAUAUCAAUAUAGAAGAACGACGACGCGUUCCUUAUUAUUUGGCCACCGCCCAACAGCAAUUGAUAGAUAUAUUUCAAAUCAAACUCGAAGACAUUCCGCAAGUUGCUAUAGUGGCGGAUCAAGAAUAUCAUGAUAGUAUUUUGUCUACUUCUUUCUGUCACCAAUCACAGAUGGAGUCUAGUUUUGACACCAGUAAACCAGGUACUUUUGUACCACUACAAGAAGGUAGACAAACGUGUCGAUAUAUCGAAUAUAUGGGCGAUCCGGAGUUGCAGCCGGUGCGAACGAAUGAAUGUGGUUUUCUUGUUAGAAACUUUUACAAGUUAUGCUGUUAUAUCAAUCUUAAGUAUCGAUAUGAGAUAAUCGCGUUGUACAACAGACGAAAUUUCUUGGGUAGUAUAAGUCGGCAAUUCUUGGUGCCUCCUACCACGGUCGUGAAAUUACCCAAGCGAACUCCAACUGGAUUUACUAGUGGCUACGAGGAACGAUUGCCAGCGCGAUUAAGUCUACGACCUUUAGCCAAUUACACCUUCCUUUUGAGUGUGCUAUUCGGUAUACUUAUCGCGUGGCUUACAAAUUACAGCCCCUUCACGUUCUUGGGAUUUGCAUUUUGGGUGUGGAUUAUGUACAUAAUUAUACGUGCAGCGUUGCAACAUUGUUUUCCAUCUAGCACAAACACUUUUAGACCAAACGUGAGCACAUUUCCCAUUAACCGAUGAUAUUUUCGACUUUAAGAUGACGAUUAUAAUUCUCUGUAAUCAGUGUGUUAAACAAAACAUACUUACAGAUAAUGAAAAACGAUUUUGGAUACAGGUUUUUGUAAAAGCUAUGAAUAUAUAUAUAUAUAUAUAUAUAUGAAUAUAUACUAUUAUAA
Messenger RNA from Linepithema humile (Argentine ant), 2861 nucleotides. Its product is annotated as sphingomyelin phosphodiesterase 4. Gene Ontology annotation, biological process: glycerophospholipid catabolic process; ceramide biosynthetic process; sphingomyelin catabolic process. Gene Ontology annotation, molecular function: sphingomyelin phosphodiesterase D activity. NCBI's taxonomy places the organism in Eukaryota, Metazoa, Arthropoda, Insecta, Hymenoptera, Formicidae. The record is from RefSeq and is a predicted model, not a curated record.